Messenger RNA from Umbelopsis ramanniana AG, 2207 nucleotides. RefSeq lists its product as uncharacterized. The record is from RefSeq and is a predicted model, not a curated record. Lineage: Eukaryota; Fungi; Mucoromycota; Umbelopsidomycetes; Umbelopsidales; Umbelopsidaceae. Gene Ontology annotation, molecular function: protein-folding chaperone binding; ATP-dependent protein folding chaperone; ATP binding. Gene Ontology annotation, cellular component: mitochondrial matrix; mitochondrial inner membrane. The transcript has 3 exons. Gene Ontology annotation, biological process: protein import into mitochondrial intermembrane space; mitochondrial unfolded protein response; apoptotic mitochondrial changes. The coding region runs from base 88 to 1833 and encodes 581 amino acids.
GCACUUUUUUUUUGUUGAUGGAAAUUUUUGAAGGGCGCCUGCCAACUUCCGGGGUGUCUAGUCUCUUUCUUACAUUCGUUCUCAAUAAUGCAUCGCUUGGCAACUAAGGCUGCUAAACCCGUUGCUCGUCUCAGCUCAAAGUCCACCACCGGUGUCUUGAACCGUCUUUAUUCCACUCACAAGGAAAUCAAGUUUGGUGUUGAUGGUCGCGCUGGUCUUCUCAAGGGUGUCGAUAUUCUCGCCAAGGCUGUUGCCGUUACCCUCGGUCCCAAGGGUCGCAAUGUUUUGAUUGAACAGCCCUACGGUUCCCCUAAGAUCACCAAGGAUGGUGUCACCGUCGCUAAGAGCAUCGUCCUUGAGGACAAGUUUGAAAACCUCGGUGCUAGAUUGGUUCAAGAUGUUGCCAACAAGACCAACGAAGUUGCUGGUGAUGGUACUACCACCGCCACUGUUCUUGCUCGCGCCAUCUUCACCGAAGGUGUCAAGAAUGUCGCAGCUGGCUGUAACCCUAUGGACCUUCGUCGUGGUGCCCAAAUGGCUGUCGAUGAAGUCGUCAAGUUCUUGAAGCAACACUCUCGUGUCAUCACCACCUCCGAGGAAAUUGCUCAGGUUGCUACCAUUUCCGCUAACGGUGACAAGCACGUUGGUGGUGCUAUUGCUCAAGCCAUGGAGAAGGUUGGCAAGGAAGGUGUUAUCACCGUCAAGGCCGGAAAGACCAUCGAAGAUGAACUCGAAAUCACUGAGGGUAUGCGCUUCGACCGUGGUUACAUUUCCCCUUACUUCAUCACCGACCCCAAGACUGCCAAGGUCGAGUUUGAGAAGCCCUUGAUUCUUCUCUCUGAGAAGAAGAUCUCUCUUCUUCAAGAUAUCCUCCCUGCUCUCGAAGCUGCUGCCACCCAACGCCGCCCUCUUUUGAUUGUUUCUGAAGAUUUGGAUGGUGAGGCUCUUGCUGCUUGUAUCCUUAACAAGCUCCGUGGUCAACUCCAAGUUGCUGCUGUCAAGGCUCCUGGCUUCGGUGAUAACCGCAAGUCCAUCCUUGGCGAUCUUGCCAUCUUGACUGGCGGUACCGUCUUCUCUGAUGAACUCGACGUCAAGCUCGAGAAGGCUCACCCCGAUCUCUUCGGUACCACUGGUUCCGUCACUAUCACCAAGGAAGACACUAUCUUCUUGAACGGUGCUGGCUCCAAGGAUCUCUUGACUCAACGUUGCGAACAGAUCCGUGGUGCUAUGAACGACUCCUCUGUUUCCGAUUACGAGAAGGAGAAGCUUCAAGAACGUCUUGCUAAGCUCUCUGGUGGUGUUGCUGUCAUCAAGGUCGGUGGUUCUUCCGAAGUUGAGGUUGGUGAGAAGAAGGAUCGUUUCGAUGAUGCUCUUUGCGCCACCCGUGCUGCUGUCGAGGAAGGUAUUGUCCCUGGUGGUGGUACCGCUCUUCUCAAGGCUUCCAGAGCUCUUGAUAAGCUCACUGCUGCCAACUUUGAUCAACAAUUGGGUAUCAACAUCAUCCGUCAAGCUAUUCAGCGCCCAUGCAGAACUAUCGUUGACAACGCUGGUGGUGAAGGAUCCGUUGUUGCUGGUAAACUUUUGGAAGAACACGUUGACAACUUCAACUGGGGUUAUGAUGCCUCCAAGAACGAGUAUGUCGAUAUGAUCAAGGAAGGUAUUCUCGACCCCACCAAGGUCGUCCGAACCGCCCUUGUUGAUGCUUCCGGCGUUGCUUCUCUCCUUACCACCACCGAAUGCAUGAUUGUCGAUGCUCCUCAAGACAAGUCUGCUCCUGCUAUGGGCGGCAUGGGUGGUAUGGGCGGUAUGGGUGGCAUGGGUGGUAUGAUGUAAAAAAAAAAUUGACAAACCAAACCAAGAGGAAGCUAUAAAAAGUACAUUUAGUUUUCCCUGAACCCCAAAAAGAAACUCUAAUCUACCAUUCUCAUUACAAACUUGCUCUCUUCAAAACUUGUCGCUUAUUCUCCAUUUUUCAAAACACAACAGAAACGAUGUUUCCAAUUUUUUUUUUUUUUUUUCAAUUGAUGUUUUCUGUUUUUGCAAAUAGGCAUUUUUUUUUCUCCAUAGAACUGCCAGCUCUUUCUUUCGUUGCACAGCUGAAUUAGAAACUGGCUAUAUUUUUUUUUUCCCAUAAUAAAAUAUAUAUUCGAGAGUACCCAAUGUACACACAAAGCAGAGACGUGUACAUUUUAUGAUUCGCUCACUUC